AUGAAUUAUCUUUCUGAAAUGAGCUUAAUUAGUGGAUUUUCCGAGGUGUAUAAAUUGGCACAAUUAAUAUCUACUAUACCAACAACCACCGCUUCAGUGGAGAGAUCAUUUUCAUCUUUAAAAAGAAUCCACGCAUAUUGUCGUUCAACUCAAACUCAAGAAAGGAUGAACAACUUAAGCAUAAUAUCGAUAGAAAAAGAAUUGGUUUUCAAAUUAAGAGCAAAUAGAAGUAAAUUUUAUGAAGAUGUUAUAAACAAAUUUAUUGAGAAAGAGAGAAGAAUAGAAUUUGAAUUCAAAUAA
Molecule: messenger RNA, 300 nt
Organism: Macrosiphum euphorbiae (potato aphid)
Lineage: Eukaryota; Metazoa; Arthropoda; Insecta; Hemiptera; Aphididae
Source: the annotation of a GenBank genome assembly